This is a messenger RNA of Mytilinidion resinicola, 738 nucleotides long. RefSeq lists its product as uncharacterized. The annotation marks the transcript as partial. The transcript is spliced from 2 exons. The record is from RefSeq and is a predicted model, not a curated record. NCBI's taxonomy places the organism in Eukaryota, Fungi, Ascomycota, Dothideomycetes, Mytilinidiales, Mytilinidiaceae.
UUCCCACCAUCAUCAUCCCACCUUCAGAUCCCCCAUACAACCAACAUCAUAGCACUCGAUAUCUCCUACCCGCUAAACAACUAAUCCCCAACAAUGGCCCUCAAACGCAAACGCUCCAUGUCCAACGACUCCCCCCUCUCCACCUCCAGCCUGGCGUCUACCUCCACAACACGCCAGUCUCUCAGUCCAACACCUGCACCACGCCCCAUAGGCAGCGUGUUAGACUUCUCCUCCUCCUUCCCCUCAACCCUCCAAUGGCCCUCGCACGCUCCCUCCAGCUCCCACCGCGCCCGCCUCUCCGCAACUGACCUCGGCAGCCGCACGCGCAAGCGGUUCCGCGACAACCGGCCUGACGAGGAGACCAUCCACGAAAACACCCUUUCUCUUCUCUUCUCCGCCGCACGCGCGCCGCACCAGGACCCGACGCCAUCGCAGGCGCAGCCCGUGGCUGCGAAACACGAAACUACUACCCAGAAAUCAACCCUCCACGCCUUCUGGAGCCUCCCCGCGCCGCGCGCGACGAACCUCCGCUGGCCGCGUGUCCACAACGCGCGUAACCACCCGGACACGCCGCAGCAGGGCCCGACGUGUGAGGACUGCGAUAGCGCGCUGGAGUCGGACAGCAUGGAGAUUGACGACAUGGGUGAGGUGGGGGAUGAGUUUGCGUGUGCGGGGUGCCGGCGGCGGGUGUGUGGGAUGUGUGCGGUGGACGGGGAUGAGCGGCGGUGUUUGAGGUGU